Molecule: messenger RNA, 2364 nt
Organism: Trichoderma citrinoviride
Lineage: Eukaryota; Fungi; Ascomycota; Sordariomycetes; Hypocreales; Hypocreaceae
Product: serine/threonine protein kinase, STE family, PAK/STE20-related
Exons: 2
Coding region: 1-2364 (787 amino acids)
Biological process (GO): protein phosphorylation
Molecular function (GO): protein kinase activity; ATP binding
Source: RefSeq, a predicted model, not a curated record
AUGCAGCCCCCCUAUGCCGGCAGCCUCCCCAACGGCUUCUCGUCCGCGCCCAACUACUCGGCCACCAAGCACAAGGCCAUUGAGGAUGCCCGCGCCGCCCAGGCCGUCGUGGUGCGCGAGUGCGCCGAGGCCGGCCGCGAGGUGCCGCCGUACAAGCUGCUCGAGCUCAUCGGCAAGGGCAGCUUCGGGCGUGUGUACAAGGCCGUGGGCACCAAGACGAGCCAGCUGGUGGCCGUCAAGGUCAUCAGCAUCGAGGAGGGCGACGGCAUCCAGCCGGGGGCUGCCGACACGCUGGGCGACAUCCUCAAGGAGGUCAACACGCUCAAGCUGCUGAGCAACAGCGGCGCGCGCAACGUCAACGCCGUCGUCGACACCCAUCUGGUUGGCCAGGCCGUGUGGGUGGUGACCGAGUACUGCGCCGGCGGCAGCGUCGCGUCGCUGAUGCGUCCCACGAGCGGCCUGGCCGAGCGCUGGAUCAUCCCGAUCCUGCGCGAGGUCGCCGAGGCCCUGUUCUGGGUGCACAAGCAGGGCAUCAUCCACCGCGACAUCAAGUGCGCCAACGUGCUCGUCACCGAGGCCGGCGGCGUCCAGCUGUGCGACUUUGGCGUCGCCGGCAUCAUGGAGACCAAGUUCGACAAGCGCAGCACCAUCACCGGCACCCUGCACUGGAUGGCCCCCGAGCUCUUCGACCCCCACGUCGCCUACGGCAUCGAGGUCGACAUCUGGGCCUUUGGGUCCAUGGCCUACGAGAUCGCCAACGGCCUGCCGCCAAACGCCACCGCCCGCAUCAACAUCCAGCAGUUUGGCGCCUACCUCAAGCAGCAUCGCCCGCGGCUCCAGGGCGACCGCUUCUCCGACAACCUCAAGAACCUCAUCGCCUUCUGCCUGGUCGAGGACCCCAAGCGGCGACCGCCCAUUGAGGACGUCCAGCGACACCCGUACAUCUUCAACACGCACGACCGGUACCCCACCGUGUCUCUUGCUAGGUUGGUGGCCGAUUACAAGCACUGGGAGUCGCAGGGGGGGAGCAGGCAGUCUCUCUUCUCGGCCGGUGGUGCCCAGGGACCGCGCAGAGAUCGAUCGCCUGUCCGCCAGAGCGGCUGGGACUUUGGCAACUUCGAUGAGGUGGACGAGCUCAUGUUCCAGAACACAGCCAAGCCACGCCCUGCCCCCGAGUACUACCCCAGCGUUGCCUCCAGCCCCGAAAACACGGCGCGGCCCAUGCAGCGUCGACGCAGGCGUCCACCCCCGACCAUGAAGGAACUCAAGGCGCCUCUGGAAAAGGUCUUUGAUCCGUACACCAUCACCAACUACGGCGACGCCUCGCGGGCCUGGUAUGGCAGGAUACCGAUGCCGCCGCCGACGUCGGCUCCGGCGCCGUCGCAGAAGAAGCCCGAGCCGAAGCCGAUGGCGAAAACAGAGUCGCCAGCACCUGCUCGAGAGUCGUUGAUCGAUCUCGACCUUGCGUUCGAUAGCGACACCGGUCCCAGGAUGGCGUCCAGCCUCGAUGAGGAGACGAUCAAGCCAGCCACGCGGCCCAUCUCGAUCGACCUCAGCGGAUCUAAAUGGAGCUUUUCUACUGUGGAAAAACGAAGCACGCAGGAGUGGUCGUUUCCCACGGCCAAACGCGAUACCCAAGAGUGGACUUUUCCUGCCAUGACGCCCGUCACGGCUGCGUUUGCCCCCCUUUCAGAUACCUACAAUAGCGACAACGAGGAUUUCUCGGGUGAUACGCACCUGCGGCCGCCGCACUCAUACGACGACACAGGCGCCCCGACGAAUCGCGACUCCGCCAUGAGUCUCAUUGACCUCGAUGCUUCCUUGGCGGAUGACGGGGGCUAUAGCGCGCCUAGUUCAUUCGCUCCAAGCUCGCACAUACGGUCAUCUGAUUCGGUCCACGGAUCCUUGUCGUUUGACCUGGAGCUCGACGCCGACGCGGACAUGAACACGAGAGAGCCGUCCUUGUACAUUGACGACGACAUGGAGUCCGUCCCCUCCCUGACGCGGCAGCUGAGCGACCUGCAGAGCACGCCCACCACGCCCGACGAAAGGCCAAACAAUCAAUGGGGGGAGCCGUCCGGCCUGGGCAUCAUGACGAGCGCCCGCAACUCCUCCAUCAUGACGUCCCUGCCGCCGCUCCCGAACGCCCCCUCGCCGAAUGUCCUACAGGGCCUAGGCACCCAGGAGGACUUGAAGAACGAGCUGCACCUCAUGAUAUCGAGCAUGAGGGAGCAUCUCCAAUAUGCAAACGACUGGCUGAAAACAUUUGAUACCCCGUCACACGAAGAUGACGAACAACACCAACACGGAGAGCACAUCGGCGAAGGGGAGGAGCUGCGGGAGCAGGAGCAGGAAACAGCAUAA